Molecule: messenger RNA, 3573 nt
Organism: Closterium sp. NIES-65
Lineage: Eukaryota; Viridiplantae; Streptophyta; Zygnematophyceae; Desmidiales; Closteriaceae
Source: the annotation of a GenBank genome assembly
AUGUUCGCGAUGUUCGACGCCAAGGACGAGGGCCAGCUGUCCGACGAUGAUUUGCUGCUGCAAUCGUGGGACGACCUGAAGCGGCCCAGCAAGUUCUAUAACGGGUACAACGAGGUGGACCACUACGUCAAGCAAGGCAACCUGGCGGAGUACCUGGGGCUGAAGGCAGUGCGCGCCAUCCACGUGCCCAUCCCCGUCAACCUCAUCUUCAUCGGCUUCAAUGCCUCCGGCGACCACGGCAUGCGCAUGAGGGAGGGCGACAUGAGGCGCUGGCUGCAGCGCAUGGACCACGUGGAGGAGCACACGCGCGCGCCCCUCAACUGGCCCUCCCUCCUCGCCCGCCUCGCUCACACCAUGGGGGCGGGCGGCGAGCUGGUGCGCAGUGAUGAUGAUGACGACGACGACGAGGAGGAGGAGGGGGAGGGGGAGGGGGAGGGGUUAGAGCAUGACCUCCCGCUAAUCAGCAGCGUGCACUACAACUACACGGUGCAUGUGAUGGAGAUGGGCGAGCGCGUGGCGUCCGUCUUCCAAGCAGCAGUGCGCACACUCUCCCGCCCCGACGACCCCACCGCUGCUGCUGCCUCCCACGACGACGACGACGACCCCGCCGACUCGCCCCCGCACCCCCACCACCCCUCCUCCUCAUCAUCAUCCGGGGCGGGCGGCGCGGGGCAGCAGCAGUGGUACCAGGUGGACAUGGGCGCCAUGGCGCAUGUGGUGGACAGCCUGGUGGACUCGCUGCAGCUCGAUGCCUCCGCCUACAACGUGAUUGUGCUCAACCUCAACCGCGCUCGCGCUCGCAGGCGAUAUGGCUACAGUCCCCGCCUCUCUGCGCACUGCCCCUCCCACAUCCCCCUGUGCCUGCCCUUUCCAACCCACCCCGUGCACUCCCGCCGCCCCCCCUCGCUGCCUCCCCACGCCCCUGCUUCCCUGGGGGCAGGACGACCGGCUGAGGCAGCACCUGCUGUCGCCAGGGCUGGAGAAGGUGCCGCAGACGAGCAGCACGUGCCGCAGCCACUCUUCUCCUCGCGUCCGGGUCACAAGCUCGCGUGGCGCCACAUUGAGCCGCAUGAAAUCGUGAGCCGCAUUCCCGGGCCUUGCAGUGAGGUCGCUGCUGCUGGGGCGCAGAGUGUGCCAUGGGCGGCGCGGAUGACAGCGCUGCUGGGCACAGUGGAGCGAGUGGUGAGCGAGCGCGGAGACCCGCGUGCCAGCGCCGCCCGCAAGGCACAGCAGCUGCUCACCUCGGGGGACCCCCGCCGCGCCCGCGCCCUGCGCGCCGCCCUGCAAGAGGCCGAUGCCAGCUGGCAGGAGCAGUGCCUGACUGACACGUGGAUUGGCACCCGCAGGUGGGCGCUCAUGGACCUGUCUGCUGGCCCCUUCUCCUGGGGGCCCCUCUCCCCCGCCCCCCACCGCCCCGCUGCUGCCGCUGCCACCCCCACUGCACCUCUCAACACUGCUGCUGCUGCGGCUGUUGGUGGUGCUGCUGCGGCUGUUGGUGGUGCUGCUGGUGGGGCAGGAGGGAACGGCAGCAGCAGCAGUGUCAUGGGGGAUGGGUGGAGCAGCAGCAGCGUGGUAGCGGUGGAUGUGGGGGCGGGUGGCAGUGCAGCAUGGGGAGUGAGGUCGGAGGCCAGCCUACCCUCCAUAGACCGCUACUUCCAUGCCCUCUCGCAUGCUUCCUCAGAGGCGUGGGAGGGCGAGCUGAGGGGGCGCCUGGAGCGCAUGGCAGAGGAGCGGCUGGAGGCGGUGGAGGAGGGCGAGGGCGAGGGCGAGGGCGAGGGGCAGCACGCGGUGGACGUGCUGCUGGCGGAGCUUGACGUCUACCACACCUUCGCCGCCCGCCACUGCACUCACCGCGCCGUCCCCAGCGCUCUCUGCCGCGGUGGGUGGGUGGGUGCAAGGGGUGGUUGGGUGCAAGGGGUGGUUGGGUGCAAGGGGUGGGUGGGUGGGUGCAAGGGGUGGGUGGGUGCAAGGGGUGGUUGGGUGCAAGGGGUGGUUGGGUGCAAGGGGUGGUUGGGUGCAAGGGGUGGUUGGGUGCAAGGGGUGGUUGGGUGCAAGGGGUGGGUGGGUGGGUGCAAGGGGUGGGUGGGUGCAAGGGGUGGGUGGGUGGGUGCAAGGGGUGGGUGGGUGGGUGCAAGGGGUGGGUGGGUGGGUGCAAGGGGUGGGUGGGUGGGUGCAAGGGGUGGGUGGGUGGGUGCAAGGGAGCUGCAGCAGAAGCUGGAGGAGGUGAAGGACGACCUCGCCAAGCACCAGGGCGGCAGCGCCACGGCCGGCAGCGUCUUCACGGGGCGCAGCGUGCGGGCGGCACUGGAGCGCCUGCACAGCUGGAAGUUCCAGAGUGUGCCGCCCGACAGGCAUGCGGGCAAGGGCGGGGCGGGGGAGAGCAGCCCUGCAGUGACGCGCGCGUGGGACAUGCUCAUGGCUGAGCUGGCGGCCACGCUGGCAUCCGCCAUGCGCCACGUCAUCACGCCGUCCACAGCUGCUGGCGCGUACCACUUCUACGAGCGCGUGUCCUUCCACCUCUACAUCAUCUCCCACCAGGCGUACUACGAGAGGCGCCACACACCACAGUACGUGGAGGAGUUCAAGGCGGAGGUGCAGAAGCUGUGCCUGCCGGGCCAGCGCUUCCACUUCUCCACCUACCGGCUGUCUGUGGCGGAGGACGCGGCCCUGGCGACGGCCUUCUCCGCCUCGCUGCGCGCCGCCGUGCUGCCCUCCGCGGCCGCGGGUGGCAAGGCGUCAGCGGGGGGGCGCGUGCAGCUGUACCUGGACUCGCACGUGCUGCAGCACCAGCUGCGCUCGCUGGGGGACGACAGCCUGCAGCGAUUGAAGCGCAGUCGGGGGGAGCGCGCGCAGCUGGACGUGCCGGUGUUCUUCUUUGCCAUCACGUCAGACCCCAUCCUUAUCGACCAAUCGCUGCUCGCCAAGUCACUUCCUGACAUGGUGCUCUCAGUGCAGCUGCCGCACCGCCACUGGCCCACCGGCGUCACCUGCAACGGCAAAGAGAUGCACGCCGACCUGCGCGACCCCCUGGCGGCAGUGCUAGCGGCCACAAUGGAGCACCUGGCGGGGCUACUGCCAGCUCACAUUUCCUUCUCCGCCGCCCACUCCUUUGUCGUUCAGGACUGGCGGUGGGCGGCGGGGGGGCAUCCCUUGGCGGCCAUCGGAGGGGGCCUGCUGGGAGGAGGAGGGGCGAGCAGCGCUCAUGUGUCAUCACUGCAACAGGACGCCAUGGCGCGGUCGUUCGUGGUGACGGCGCUGGACGAGGCUGUUGCCACUGUCAACCGUGCCAUUGCACACCUCGCUGCUGAGACCACCCGUGAGUUCCCCCUCGCCUGCCUGUGUACCUACCUGUCUGCUGGGAUGUAUGUGCGCUGUGCUACAACUUACGAGGACACGUAUGCGGUGUUCAAGCGGUGGGAGCGGCAGCUAGCGGGGCAGUACAACGCGGUGGUGGAGGGGUGGCGGCGGGUGGCGGCAGCGGUGGAGGCCAUGGACUAUGGGGGCGCGCUGCACCUGCUGCCAGGGAUUGAGGCCGCUGCUGCAAGGUAUGGUGCUGGGGUGAUGGGGCUGUGA